UUGGCCGAACGAGUUGCGGCAGCAGGGGCGGCAGCGACGGAGAGCCGCCGGGCGCCGCGUUUGCCGCCCACGACGGAUGCGAAAGGGAGCGCGCGCUGCCUCGUGUUCGCGGCGGCGCGCUCACUGCAGGCCGAGCGAAGUAGGGCGGGAGCGGUGCGGUACUGGUACUGCCGGUACUGGACCAGCAUGGCUUCCCUGACACAGCGCAGCUCCGGCCUGGUGCAGCGGAGGACCGAGGCUUCCCGAAGCGCCGCCGCCGCCGCUGCCGCCGCCGCCGACAAGGAGCGCGAGUCCGGCGACGAAGACGCGCAGAGCCGCCGCGGGGACGAGCAGGACGACGGUGACCGCGGGGACUCGAAGGAGGCGCGGCUGACGCUCAUGGAGGAGGUGCUGCUGCUGGGCCUCAAGGACCGAGAGGGCUACACGUCCUUCUGGAACGACUGCAUCUCGUCGGGGCUGCGCGGCUGCAUGCUCAUCGAGCUGGGCCUGCGGGGCCGACUGCAGCUGGAGGCCUGCGGCGUGAGGAGGAAGAGUCUCCUCGCCCGGAAGGUGAUCUGCAAGUCGGAUGCGCCGACGGGGGACGUCCUGCUGGACGAAGCGCUGAAGCACAUUAAGGAGACACAGCCCCCCGAGACGGUGCAGAGCUGGAUCGAGCUGCUCAGCGGCGAGACGUGGAACCCGCUGAAGCUGCACUACCAGCUGAGGAACGUGCGCGAGCGCCUGGCCAAGAACCUCGUGGAGAAGGGCGUCCUCACCACGGAGAAGCAGAACUUCCUGCUCUUCGACAUGACCACGCACCCGCUGACCAACGGCGACGUCAAGCGGCGCCUCGUCCGUCGGGUGCAGGAGGCCGUGCUGGACAGGUGGGCCAACGACCCGCAGCGCAUGGACAAGCGGCUGCUGGCGCUCGUCUUCCUGGCGCACUCGUCCGACGUGCUGGAGAACGCCUUCGCCCCGCUGCUGGACGACCAGUACGACCUGGCCAUGAAGAGGGUGCGCCAGCUGCUGGACUCGGAGCCCGAGGCGGAGAGCGCGAAGCCCAACGCCAACGAGCUCCUCUGGGCCGUGGUGGCGGCUUUCACCAAAUGAAGGUCCUCGAACCCCGGACCCGCGGCGCGUCUCCUCUGCCGUUCGGCCGGAGGAACCGAGUUCGGCCUCCCGCCGCGCCGCACCGCGCCGCGCCGCUCCUACGAACGCUCCGGCGUCUCGAUCCCUCUGCGUCGAGAUCCCGCCCUCACCCGGACUGACGAAUUUUUCCGUUCCGAUCUUGCCUCCGGAGCCUUUUUCUGGGAGAGAUGGGUUUAUUUUUCUUUAUGGAAACAUUUCUUUCGGCGUGCGCGUUGUACACCGAAACCUUCUGUGUGGCCGUGUUCCCCUUUUGAAUGAUAAAACACUAAUAAAUAUCUCCACCCCUUAUUGCCAUAUUUGCACGCUGUUUCAGCGACACAAGGAUUUAAUAUUUUCUCACUCAUAGGCAUCUCCCACUUAUGCCUUCUGCUUCAGUUAGCCUUUCGUUCAAACUUUUCACAUAUUCAUUUGCUGCCCGAUACUGCUUUUCCAUCUAGGGGUCGGAGCUGCUGCCUUCGAGCCUAAAGGACACUGGUUCAGAUCCUGUCUACCGCUGCGGUACCCUUGAGCCUGGUACAUACCCUGAAUUGCUCCAGUUAAAUUACCCA
Molecule: messenger RNA, 1676 nt
Organism: Scleropages formosus (Asian bonytongue)
Lineage: Eukaryota; Metazoa; Chordata; Actinopteri; Osteoglossiformes; Osteoglossidae
Product: Golgi phosphoprotein 3-like
Exons: 4
Coding region: 187-1089 (300 amino acids)
Biological process (GO): retrograde vesicle-mediated transport, Golgi to endoplasmic reticulum; Golgi to plasma membrane protein transport; Golgi organization
Cellular component (GO): cytosol; trans-Golgi network; Golgi cisterna
Molecular function (GO): phosphatidylinositol-4-phosphate binding
Source: RefSeq, a predicted model, not a curated record